Messenger RNA from Piliocolobus tephrosceles (Ugandan red Colobus), 2181 nucleotides. It is a transcript of the gene STAR, whose product is annotated as steroidogenic acute regulatory protein. Gene Ontology annotation, biological process: intracellular cholesterol transport; steroid biosynthetic process; regulation of steroid biosynthetic process. The record is from RefSeq and is a predicted model, not a curated record. Lineage: Eukaryota; Metazoa; Chordata; Mammalia; Primates; Cercopithecidae. Gene Ontology annotation, molecular function: cholesterol transfer activity; cholesterol binding. The coding region runs from base 700 to 1557 and encodes 285 amino acids. The transcript is spliced from 9 exons. Gene Ontology annotation, cellular component: mitochondrion.
AGCCUGGGUGACAGAGUGAGAUUCAGUCUCAAGAAAAAAAAAAAAAAAAGCAAAUAGCACUCCUACCCCCAUCUAUAAUUUUCCAACUUUUCACCCUAGCAAGUAUUGCUGUCUGACAUGUUUUUACCUGUUUACCGUCUGCCCCCCUCCCUCGCUAGAAUGUAAACCCUUAAGGAUGGAUUUCUGUCCGUCUUGUUCACUCUUAAAUCCCCAGCAUCUAGAAUGAUGCCUGACGUGCAUUAAGUCUCAGUAUGUAUUUGUUGAAUUGAAGGAUCGAUGGAUGGAUGGAUGGGCGGACGGACGGACGGACGCACGCACGCACGCACGCACGCAUGGAUGGAUGGAGUUUCCUGAGUCUAAAGAUGGACCUGCACCCCUAGCUGCUUUCCCAGUUGGUCACUCAAUAGAGGAGGAGCACACCAGGUGCAGUGGCUCAUUUGGGAGGCCAAGGCAGGAGGAUGGCUUGACCCCAGGAGUUCAAGACCGCCCAGUGAGUGAUGGCAUUUUUAUCUCCUGAUGAUGAUGCACAGCCUUCAGCGGGGGGGCAUUUAAGACGCAGAAUACCAGGUCCAGGCUGCAGCUGCGGGACUCAGAGGCGAAGCUUGAGGGGCUCAGGAAGGACGAAGAACCACUUCUUGAGAGAAGAGGCAGCAGCAGCGGUGGCAGCGACCCCACCACUGCCACAUUUGCCAGGAAACAAUGCUGCUAGCGACAUUCAAGCUGUGCGCCGGGAGCUCCUACAGACACAUGCGCAACAUGAAGGGGCUGAGGCAACAGGCUGUGAUCGCCAUCGGCCAGGAGCUGAACCGAAGAGCCCUGGGGGGCCCCAACCCUAGCACGUGGAUUAGCCAGGUUCGGCGGCGGAGCUCUCUGCUUGGUUCUCGGCUGGAAGAGACUCUCUACAGUGACCAGGAGCUGGCCUAUCUCCAGCAGGCGGAGGAGGCCAUGCAGAAGGCCUUGGGCAUCCUUAGCAACCAGGAGGGCUGGAAGAAGGAGAGCCAGCAGGACAAUGGGGACAAAGUGAUGAGUAAAGUGGUCCCAGAUGUGGGCAAGGUGUUCCGGCUGGAGGUCGUGGUGGACCAGCCCAUGGAAAGGCUCUAUGAAGAGCUGGUGGAGCGCAUGGAAGCAAUGGGGGAGUGGAACCCCAAUGUCAAGGAGAUCAAGGUCCUGCAGAAGAUCGGAAAAGAUACAUUCAUUACUCACGAGAUGGCUGCAGAGGCAGCAGGAAACCUGGUGGGGCCCCGUGACUUUGUGAGCGUGCGCUGUGCCAAGCGCCGAGGCUCCACCUGUGUGCUAGCUGGCAUGGCCACAGACUUCGGAAACAUGCCUGAGCAGAAGGGUGUCAUCAGGGCGGAGCACGGUCCCACUUGCAUGGUGCUUCACCCACUGGCUGGAAGUCCCUCGAAGACCAAACUUACGUGGCUACUCAGCAUCGACCUCAAGGGGUGGUUGCCCAAGAGCAUCAUCAACCAGGUCCUGUCCCAGACCCAGGUGGAUUUUGCCAACCACCUGCGCAAGCGCCUGGAGUCCCACCCUGCCUCUGAAGCCAGGUGUUGAAGACCAGCCUGCUAUUCCCCAGUGUGCCCAGCUGCACUGGCAUGCAUGCUCAUCAGGAGAAUCCCUGCUGGAAGUCUGCAAGUCUAAGAUCUCCAUCUGGCGACAGUGGGAUGGGUGGGGUUAGUGUUUAGAGUAUGACACUAGGAUUCAGAUUGGUAAAAGUUUUUAGCACCAAGAAAAUAGGGAUGAGGCUCUUGGAUUAAAAGAUAAUUUAAUUCACCGAUUAGCUAUGACAUGAAGGUUAAUGCCCCUAAAAUAAUUGUAAAACUCUUUUCUGGUCCCUUACAUUCCCACCUAAAACCAUCUUUAAAAUGCUAGUGGCUGAUAUGGGUGUGGGGGAUGCUAACCACAGGGCCUGAGAAGUCUUGCUUUAUGGGCUCAAGAAUGCCAUGCACUGGCAGUGCAUGUGUACAAAGCAGAAUCUCAGAGUGUCUCCUGCAGCCCUCUGCUCCUCCCAUUCACUGCACAGCAGCACCACAGAACAAGCAGCGCCCCACAGUGGGUGCCUUCCAGAAAUCUAGUCCAAGCUUUCUCUAUGGAAAAAGACAAAACUAAUUAGUAGACAGGUUUCCCUACUGCUUCCAUAGGCACCAGUCAGAAUAAAGAAUCAUAAUUCACACAAAA